Molecule: messenger RNA, 3040 nt
Organism: Anopheles aquasalis
Lineage: Eukaryota; Metazoa; Arthropoda; Insecta; Diptera; Culicidae
Product: transient receptor potential cation channel protein painless-like
Biological process (GO): monoatomic ion transmembrane transport
Cellular component (GO): transmembrane transporter complex; membrane
Molecular function (GO): protein binding; monoatomic ion channel activity
Source: RefSeq, a predicted model, not a curated record
UUUGUGUUAGGCGAAACCGUUAUCAAAUCUUUACAAGUUACUUACAACAAAUAUGGGCCAGCAAGAUCAUCGCUAUUUGACAAACCACAGCAUCGCACAAAAUGAUUUGAGGAGUGCUAUCAGCUUGAAGAAUUACGAGCAGUUCGUACUAGCCCUUGGUCGAGGAGCUGUCGUAAAUGAAAGAGAUGAAACAGAGGAACAGAGUUCCGGCUUUGAAGAGUGUUUGAAGCAGGAAGGAAUGGCGAUCUUCAUUAGAACAUGCCUUGAGCAUGGCGCUCACGUGGCAAGUUUCAAUCCAAUCAACAAGAAGUAUCCCAUCCAUCUGGCAGUAGAAACCUGUGAUGUUCAUAACCUGCAAGAGCUGGUCAAAAGCCACCUCUUACUAAUCGAUCAAAAGUUUAACGGAUGUACUGCAUUAUUAAUGCUUUUUGAGAUGCUGACAGCAGAAAAUUGGGAGAAUGUGUUCGAAUGCAUUAAGGUGUUGUUGGAACAAGGCGCCGAUAUUAACACAAGUGACCCGGAUGAAAAAUCUCCUAUCGCGAUUCUGGUGUCUGGAAAUGAUAGCUGGCGAAAACCUAUCCUAGAGUAUUGUUUCGCACACCAUUACGUCGAUGUGGAUAUCAAAAUGUCAGCUACAAACAAUGAAUUGAUACGGGAUGUCAUCCAGAACCAUUUCCCUGAUGUCGCCAUUCCUGUGGAAAAAAAGGAAUCAAAAAAUAUAUCGCUUGAAUAUCUGAGCGUAGCGCUACUGUCUUUGUCGGAAAUUGAAUUUCUGGAGUUGUAUCGGAAGUUUAGGACCACACAAGUGAUACCUGAUGACGGCUUGGAGGAAUUGCUAUAUUCGGCAGUAGCAUCAAAAAAGCUGAAGGCUAUCAAUGUGCUGCUCGAACCCUCCUUAGUCAGUGGAUCCUUAUCCGACGCUGUUAAGACGCUAUCAUGGGUACUCCACCGAAGCUGUGAGACUGGAAACGCUCUGGUGCUCGAAUGGUGUCUGAACUAUACAUCCAAAGCUGUAACUGGAACACUAUUUCCUGAUGAUUUGAUUGAUAGGAUCGAGGAUAUUUUGAGUCCUGCUGACAAAAUGACUUUGCUCUCAUUGCUGAUAGAGCAGAUGGAUCCGGCCUUAGACGCGAGUGUUUGUCCUUUUUUCAAAUGUUUGAAGCUGUUGCUCAACGAUGGUCGGAUCGAUAUCGAUAGAAAGAGAGGUUUUUUUGAAGCAACAGCACUGCACUAUGCAGCUAAGCACAAAAUUGUUCAUGUUCAAGAGCUGCUUCUCACCAAAGGUGCCACGCUAGGCGUUAUGGACUUGUUAGAAGAGAUGCCAAUCAGUGAGAUGGAUCCGAUCGUACUGGAAAAUCAUCUGGACUCUUGCGUAAUUCCUCAGUACUGGUGUCUGGGCGACAAGUCGUACCAAAUUAAGAUGGAUUUAUCAAAUUUUGUGAAGCCGUCGAAAGAAAUCCCCGGUCAAGCAACAAGCCAAAUGUUUAUUGAAAUGCUACCUAUCCUAAGACUGUCUCAGUCACUCGAUAAGAAACAUCUUUUACUGCAUCCAAUGAUACUAAUUAUACUGUUGCAGAAGUGGAGUAAACUUAAAUAUUUCUUCUACGCAAAUCUAUUGCUGUGUGCAGUGUUUACUGCAUUAUUUAUGCUCUACGUGACGCUGUUCUACGGACGUGAUGAUUCGUCAAACGUUUGGUAUUCAGCAACAUACAUAUCAUUAAUUGUACUAAUCAUUUGUAUGGCAUUGAGAGAACUGCUUCAAUGUUGUCUUAAUGCGAAAGAAUACAUACGAUCCUGGGAAAAUUAUCUUGAAAUCGCUUUAAUCGCUGGUGCUGCAUACGUAUUGUAUUUGGAUUAUAUCAACGAUGGACAAACUGCAGUACCAGCAUUGAUUGCAAUAUUACCUGCCCUCAAUCUAACUCUGCUGGUGGGAUCGCUUCCAAUAUUAUCCUUAUCAACCCACAUGGUUAUGCUGAAAACGGUUUCUAAAAAUUUCUUUGAGUGCUUUUUGCUAUACGCGAUCAUUUUGGUAACGUUUGCAGCAAGCUUCUACACAUUGUUUCGAGAAACCAAUUCAAAAGGCAAUGUAACACAGGGCAUCGAACAACAAGAGACCGUUGGCGAAAAUAUAACCGAAAUUCUGAAGUCUCUUAAGGAAUCAAUAGAUAUUCUAAACAUGAAGAUACAGAACAAAACCGGGGAUGAGGUGACGAAAACCACAUUGAAUGACGAUGAAGAACAGUCGUUCGAUACGUUUGAGAAUUUUCCUUUAUCGAUUGUAAAGACAAUCGUUAUGCUAACAGGAGAACUGAACGUAUCAGACAUGCCACUUACGGGUGUUAUACCAUACAUCAUACUUGUAAUAUUUGUGUUUUUCGUUCCGAUUGUUCUUGCGAACCUGAUCAAUGGUUUGGCGAUCAGUGAUAUAGCGGCCAUCAAAGCGGAAUCGGAGAUAAUUGGCCUUGUACAACGUGUGACUGUAAUCCACAAGCUUGAAACCGCCUUGGUAUUUCCAACAUUUCUGCAAAAUAUAACUGACCGCCUAUCGAUGCUGCGUUGCUUCAACAGAUUCAGCAUGUUUUCUAAAAUGGAUGUAAAACCUAUCAUUUGCUUCGGCUGGAAGAGAAGCAAAUAUUCAAAGGAGUUAUCCUAUGGGGUUUGGUUGAUGGUCUUCAAGUCUACCAAUCAUCCCAAGCAGACAAAUUUCUCGAACAUCUAUGAAAACUGUGAGGCAGAACGAUCUGGAAAUAACGCGGAAGACACCGAUUCAGAACGGUUUGAAAAUCAUACUAUUCCCCGAGAUAACAAAAACUAUCGAUUUAUGUCAUUGAAAAAGGACGAAAGAAUUGUAAAAUAUAUGCUAAACAUUAUGAAACAACGCCGAAAAACCAUUGAUCCAGUUGAGGAUAAGCUGACCAGGCUUGCACAGCAGCAAGAAGAAUUGAUGAACCAUAUUGCUACACUUCGCAAUGAGCUUCAUGGACUUGUCGAUUCGAUUAAGGAUAAAUUUGCACAAGAAAAACCACCAAGCUCUGUGUAA